AUGGAAAACAUCACUCCCCUAUCUGAGGCCCAAAAGGUCGCGCUUGAUAAGCUGACCGCAUCUUUGGGUCCAGAGUACGUGGAGUUCCUUGUUUCACAAGGUCCUGAAGUGCUUAAUGCACGUGUUGAAAGCUUCAUGCAGUAUGAAGCGACCCUUUUAGGGCAAGUCCAAGACCAAAUAGCGUCGGCUAUGCCUACACGCUAUGCGUCUGUACCAGACGAAGAGGCUAAGCCUCGUCCACUUAGAGUGGAAGUAAAAAACUACUCCGGUAAGGAGGGUGAGAACCCCAUCCUCUGGAUCCGUGAGAUCGAGAUGGCCAUGAGAUCAGGUCUGAUCACGCUUGACCAUCAACAGGUCUCGCCGGCUAUCUCGAAGCUCGAUAUGAGAGCUAGAGAAUGGGCCUUGACGUGUAGCACGUCGGUGGACAUGGCGUUUCCCACAUGGGAGUCGCUCAAGUUACAAUUGGGUAAGAAUGAAUUAUCGGACUAUGUCCAAGAGCUGCGAACGCUCAUGGCUGCAAUGCAGUCUGACCCUUUGCCUGAAGCAGUCCAUGUGACUAUCUUCAUGGAAGGUCUACGUACUGGCAUUGCCAGAACCGAAGUUUUUCGGGUUCACCCCUCUACGUUUGAAGAGGCUGUGAGAAUUGCUCUUAAUGCUGAGCAUAACUUCAAGUCGGCCAGACUUGGUUGGAACGGAUACAAUCCUCGCUCUGUGAGAGCAAACUAUUCGGGUACCACUGCCUAUAAUAGGCCGGAACCGAUGGAUCUCAGCUAUGCUGAAGAUGGAGGUGAAGCUGAGCUUCAAGCUGCUGAGCAGAAACACGUUGUAAGACGAUGCUUUACGUGCGGAAGCACUAAACACUUGCGGCCUGGUUGCCCUUUGCGUAAGCAACGCCAGACUACGAGCCAACACUCGAGCCCGAGUCAGAAGUCUGGCAUGGCACGGGGAAAUGCCGACACCCAGUAG
Molecule: messenger RNA, 966 nt
Organism: Peronospora matthiolae
Lineage: Eukaryota; Oomycota; Peronosporomycetes; Peronosporales; Peronosporaceae
Source: the annotation of a GenBank genome assembly